AUGCCUCCUUCCGGCCGUCAUGGACCACAGGGCCUCUAUCCGAAUUUCCAGCAUAUGCAGCAGUCACAAUAUCAACAAAAUCAACAACCCCACCAACACCAUCAAGCGCAGCACAACGCUAUGCAGUUGCCUGCAGCUGGGCUUGGAGGUCAUCCAGGCUUUAUGUCUGGAAUGUCACUGCCAGGUUCGAACAUGAACAACGGCGGUUUCGACGGAGCUAGGUUAGCAGAUGGUGGAGGCACAGGAUUGGCUAGUCAUUCUGCGCAAAUGAGCUUUGCAAGGGGAGGGCAGAUGCCACCACCACAAGGGCGCGUUUUGGACGGUAAUGAUGGAAAGGCAGGUCAAGCAAAUAGCAGAAUACGAAAUGUAUGGAAAAGCAAUCUUGCUUCGGAAAUGAAGGCAUUGAGGCAGCUCGUGGACAAGUAUCCUUACAUUGCCAUGGAUACAGAGUUUCCUGGAAUUGUGGCACGUCCAAUUGGACAAUUCACAACCAAAGCGGACUAUCACUACCAGACGUUGCGCUGCAAUGUCGACCUCCUGAAAAUGAUUCAGCUGGGAGUAACCUUGUUCGCCGACGAUGGCAGCUUACCGGCUCCAACUGAUCCCGCAAACCCUCAGCCCAACUACCUGACUAACUUCAUACCUUCGCCAUAUUCGUGGCAAUUCAACUUUUCUUUCUCCUUAGCAUCCGACAUGUACGCACAAGAGUCAACGACAAUGCUCGAGAAGGCUGGCAUCGACUUCUCGGCACACGAAAAGAAUGGAAUCGAUCCCAAGGACUUCGGUGCUCUUUUGUACUCCAGCGGACUUGUGCUCGAGGAAGAUGUUAAUUGGAUCUCAUUCCACUCUGGCUACGAUUUUGGAUACCUGAUGAAAAUCAUGCUGCAGAAACCACUUCCAGAAGACGAAGAGGAAUUCCACAAGCUGCUUACAAUCUUCUUCCCAAGCUUAUAUGACAUCAAAUUCCUCCUGAAGCAUGCUGCGCGCAAUCAAACAGUCAACAACAACCAGCAGCUCACAGCUGAAGCCGGAACUAUCCUGCAGAAACUGCAGACCAAGUCGGGCUUACAAGACAUUGCAGAUGAGCUUGGCAUAAACCGAGUCGGUAUCGCACACCAGGCCGGUAGUGACUCCUUGCUUACCGGGCAGGUCUACUUCAAGAUGAAGGAGAAGAUCUUUGGUGGCGACAUCGACCACGAGAAGUAUUCAGGGCAGGUGUGGGGCUUGAACGGGCAGAUGUCCGCAGCCACGAACAGAGAUUUUGCAACGCCGAACAUGAAUGGAGCUACAUUCUACAAUGCUAAUGGCACACCCAGUACACCGCAAACCAACAAUGUGGGCCUGGCUCAGCAGAAUCAUACUCCUGGGCCGCAGGCGAAUCAUGGCGGUAUGGGACAUCUGACGCCAGGCGGUGUCGGUGGAUUUGGCCAGUUUCAAUACGCUAAAGCGUGA
Endocarpon pusillum Z07020 is the source of this 1452-nucleotide messenger RNA. RefSeq lists its product as uncharacterized. The record is from RefSeq and is a predicted model, not a curated record. The coding region runs from base 1 to 1452 and encodes 483 amino acids. Lineage: Eukaryota; Fungi; Ascomycota; Eurotiomycetes; Verrucariales; Verrucariaceae. Gene Ontology annotation, molecular function: nucleic acid binding; poly(A)-specific ribonuclease activity. Gene Ontology annotation, cellular component: P-body; CCR4-NOT core complex; CCR4-NOT complex. The transcript is spliced from 2 exons.